AAGUUUAUAAAAGUAUAGUUGUAACACUGGACUCUUAAUUUCCUCAUCGCUCUGGAAAACACAAAUAUAAAUUUAACGUCAAGACUUAACAACGAAAACAUGGCAAACAGGCGUCUCUCUUCACAGCCCCAGCUCCGGCGCUACAGUAUCUACCCGGAUCGACAGGUUCACUUCAACGAGGGUCUAGAAGUGGACGAUUUUACAGAUCCCAGCUGGCAGCAGUCAGAAGAUAGCCUGAACAGUCCUACAUACUCCUACACAGACUUCAGUAUUAGUCCCGAACCAUACCAGAGAAAGUAUUCCACAGCCCUCAAAGUACUGAAGCCAUUCCGACCCCGGUCCAAAGAUGGUAAAAUACCCGUAAAUAAAGCGGGAUUUUUCUCCUAUGUAUUUAUGACAUGGAUCUCGCCACUGAUCUGGAAGAUCUUCCGUCAUCGGCAAGAGGCGCUGAAGGAAGAGGACAUCUGGGCAUGCUCGACUCUGGAGAACGCUAACCUUAAUACAGAGAGACUCACUAGAAUAUGGAAGGAAGAGGUAGAGAAAAGAGGUCCGGAGAAAGCUUCAUUUUUAAGAGUUUGGCUGAAGUUUGCCUGGACUCGCAUCAUGGUCACUUUAGUCAUAAUUGCCUUAAAUGCUGUCUCAACCUUUCUGGAAUCGGGAUAUUUGCUGAAUCUUAUCGUCCAAUAUUUAGAGUCCGAGGAGACGGACCUCUGGUAUGGGGUAGGAUUGGUAGCUAGUAUGGCUGCUUGUCAAAUCAUCAGGGCGACGUCGUUUUGUGUUAUUAUCAUAUUUGGUGUCCAAACAGGUGUGCGUUUCAGAGCUGGUUUGCUGGGAUUAGCUUUUGAUAAAAUGUUGAGGUUGAAAUCUGUACGAGGCAAGCAACUAUCCGAGCUGAUCACUAUUUUUGGUGCUGAUGCUUACCGCGUAUUCCUUAACAACGUGACCUUUGCAUACUUGUUGGCUCUACCUAUAUAUGUAGUCAUAGGCGCCAUCUACACAUAUUACUUGUUGGGACCCUGGAGUUUCACUGCCAUGGGAAUAUUUAUCUUCUGUUAUGUUGUUCAGGCUAGACUGACCACAGUUGUUGCAAAAUUGCGAGCGAAAACUUUAAAGUUUACGGACAAGAGGGUUCGAAAAAUGACGGAGUUGAUCAACAGUAUGAAACUGAUAAAAAUGUAUGCAUGGGAAAAGCCAUUUAAAGCGGCCAUUCAAGAAAUACGAAAAAGGGAAAAGAAGUACCUAUUUCUGUCCUCCAUUUUGAAUUCUAUCAGCACAGCAGUGAUCCCAGUCACUCCGACGCUUGCUUCUGUUGCCACCAUUGCUUCUUACAGAGCCGCAGGAAAUGAACUUUCUGCUUCAACGGCUUUUUCUGUUGUUGGAACCCUGAGCUUUUUACGCGUGAUUGUGGCUUUUAUACCUUUUGCUACAAGGACACUUGGAGAAUCUAAAGUCAGCUUUGCAAGGAUGAAGCGCCAUUUAAAUGCAGAAGAGUACCAGGCACCCUCCGACAAAUGCACAGAUCCGUCUUUAGCUGUAGAAAUUACAGACGCUACCUUCAUAUGGGAUUCAACAGACACAAAUGACGAUGGCAAAAAGAAAACCAAGAAACAAAAGAAAGAAAAAACACCUACAGCGAACCCACGCAGAGAAACUAUCCAUAUACAGAAUAUGACUUUUAAAAGCAUAAAGGGCCAGUUAAUUGGAAUCUGUGGACCAGUGGGGUGUGGUAAAUCUGCCUUUAUUUCAUCAAUUAUGGGAAGAAUAUCUAUGGUCUCUGGACAUCUAGCUGUCAAUGGAUCCGUUGCAUACGCUGCUCAACAAGCCUGGAUAUUCAAUGGUACCCUGCGAGAUAACAUACUGUUUGGAAAACCCUACGAUCAAGAGAGGUACCAAAAUGUUUUAUUUGUCUGUGGACUUCAACCAGACCUUCUGCUACUGCCAAAUGGCGACGAAACAGAGAUAGGAGAUAGAGGCACAAACCUCAGUGGAGGACAAAAACAGAGAGUUAGUCUUGCGCGCGCAGUCUACAGUGACAGCGACAUCUACCUUCUUGAUGAUGUCUUGUCGGCUGUUGAUGUACAUGUGGGACGUCACCUUUUUCACAAUUGUAUCAAGAAAUUUUUAAGCGGAAAAACUGUCAUCUUUACAACACAUCAGCUUCAAUAUCUGAAACACUGCGACGAAAUCUUGGUCAUGCAGAAUGGUGUGUUUGUGGAGCGAGGGAAACACGACUCCCUCAUAUCUUCUGCUGGAUAUUAUGAUUCAAUGAUGAAGCAAUUCCACCAAGUAACAGAUAACCCCUCACGAGCAGCCUCUGACAGCAUCAAACAACAAGAUAAAGAUGAUGAGGAUCAAGGAUCUACACCACAGAAAAAAGUAGAGAAUGGUGUACAAAAUGGAACUAGUGACAAGAAACCGGAAGUAGGAAAGCUCCACAAAGACACGUCAAACAAAGGAAAGUUGACACAGACAGAGGAAAUGCAGGUAGGAGACAUAACAUGGGGAACAUACUACUCCUACAUCAGCGCCAUGGGAGGGAUUUGUGUGGCCAUGUUUGUUGUCUCCUGGAGUACUCUCACUUCCGCUUCCGUAGUGUUCAGUGAUUGGUGGCUAAGUAUAUGGAUCAACACAUUCUUUACAAGCAGUGGCAUUGAUUCUUCGAACUCAACCACAGUCCAGAAUGUCUCUUUGCAAUUAAAUUAUACGGACCAGAAAAUUACCAGUGAAAAUCCAAUUUUCAAUACUACUAUAUCGGACGUUUCCGACUCGUCUUCGGGACUGGAUUUUUAUCUGACAGUAUACGUAUCAUCCAUGGGGCUUAUCAUCCUGAUGAUGAUUGCUAAGGGGUUUAUUGGAGCCACGUAUUAUGUUCGAGCAGCUUGUAGACUGCAUGACAAAGUUUUGACAAAUGUGAUGAAAGCUCCAAUGCGAUUCUUUGAUGCAAAUCCACCGGGAAGAAUUCUGAAUCGCUUCUCAAAGGACUUGGACGAAGCUGACGUUUUCUUGCCACAGCUUCAGGACACAUUAUUCCAAGUCUCUACAUCCAUUGUGGUCUCUCUGGUCUCCGCUGUUGUUAUUAUGCCUUGGAUCGGUAUUGCGAUUGUACCAGUAGCUAUUUUCUUUUACAUCUUCAAAAUCGUUUCUUCUGUCUCAGUCCGUCAAUUCAAACGUUUUGAAAACAUAACCCGGUCGCCAUUACUUAGUCACGUGAACACUUCAGCACAAGGUUUGAGCACCAUCGUCUCCUUCCAACAACAAACAAAUUGCAUACAAAGUAUCCGAACUUUCACUGAUGUCUCUACCGUGGCCACAUUUUUAAUGGAUUCUGCGAUGCGCUGGAUUGGGUUGCGACUAGAUCUCGCAGCAUCGUGCAUCACUCUUACCACAGCUUUAUCGCUGAUUCUCACCAAGGCAUCCACUGACGCUGCACAGGCCGCCCUCGCACUAACACAAUGUAUUAAGGUUGUAUCAGUUAUGCAGUUCAUGAUUAGAGUUCUAAACGAGGUAGAAGCCAGAUUUACAUCAAUUGAACGUCUUCACCAAUAUGAGAAGUUGGAAUCGGAGAGUCAGACAUUUACAGACACACCUGCCGAAACUUGGCCUAACGAGGGACGGAUUAUUUUCUCUAACGUUCAGAUGAAAUAUCGCGAUGACAUGGACCCAGUUCUUAAUGAAAUUAGGUUCGAUAUUCAUCCGCGUCAGAAAGUUGGAAUUGUUGGUCGCACAGGAGCAGGCAAAUCAUCGUUAGCAGCUGCAUUAUUUCGCUUAAACGAAUUGUCCCGUGGUCACAUAUACAUAGAUGGUGUAGACAUUGCCAAUGUCUCUCUACAUCUUCUUCGCUCCAAGCUUUCUACCAUACCACAGGACCCGGUCCUAUUCGCUGGUACCAUGCGAUAUAAUUUAGAUCCCUUCGGCCAAUACACCGAUGAAGUUAUGUGGGCGGCUUUGGAGGAUGUCCAUAUGAAAGACAAGGUUAAACAAUUUGAUAACGAGUUGGAUUAUAUGAUAGAAGAAAACGGAGAGAAUUUUUCAGUAGGAGAACGUCAGUUGAUAUGUUUAGCAAGGGCUAUCUUACGGAGGAACAAGAUUCUGCUCUUGGAUGAGGCCACAGCGUCCAUAGAUACGGCAACAGACGCAAAAAUCCAGCAGACGAUAAGAGAGAGUUUCGCAGACUGCACGGUCCUCACCAUCGCUCACCGCCUCAACACGGUCCUCCAUUGUGAUCUCAUCAUUAUCAUGGACGCCGGAAGGGUAAUGGAGAUGGGUUCCCCACAGGAUUUGUUGUCGGAUCCAAACUCUUACUUCAACACAAUGCUGUCAGCACAGACCGUCAAAACACCGUCACCUUGAGGUCAUAGUGUUGUGGUUAAAAUGAUGACUCUUACUUUGUCAUUAAUAAAACAUUGUCAAAAACCUG
Messenger RNA from Saccostrea echinata, 4417 nucleotides. Its product is annotated as ATP-binding cassette sub-family C member 5-like. Bases 100 to 4350 code for a protein of 1416 amino acids. The record is from RefSeq and is a predicted model, not a curated record. Gene Ontology annotation, cellular component: membrane. Gene Ontology annotation, biological process: transmembrane transport. NCBI's taxonomy places the organism in Eukaryota, Metazoa, Mollusca, Bivalvia, Ostreida, Ostreidae. The transcript is spliced from 31 exons. Gene Ontology annotation, molecular function: ATP binding; ABC-type transporter activity; ATP hydrolysis activity.